AUGUAUGGCCUCAAUCCCUUACUCCGGGGCUCUUCGCAGUCCAGAGCCAGAUCAUUACUGAAGGCUGGCUGGGUAUGUAGCUCAUGUAGGGCGGUACCCAUCCCAAAAGCUAGGUAUUAUUCCUCUGUGACAAACUCGAAGAAGCCAUACUAUGUGACCACACCAAUUUUCUAUGUUAAUGCUGAACCUCAUGUUGGUCACCUAUAUACCAUGGUCCUCGCGGACGUCCUCAAACGAUGGCAUGUUCUAAAAGGCGAGAAGGCAAUCCUAUGCACGGGGACAGACGAACAUGGCAUGAAGAUUCAACGAGCUGCUGCCCAAGCAGGUACACUGCCUAAGGAAUUCUGCGACAUUGGCGCCGAGACAUUUAAAAAAUUGGCACAGCGAGCAGGACUUUCGAACGACCAUUUUGUCCGGACGACUGAUCAGGAUCACAAAGAGGCAGUAGAAUAUAUCUGGUAUAUGCUGAAGGAAAGGGAAUACAUAUACGAGUCAAAACACGAAGGGUGGUACUGCGUUAGUGAUGAGACAUUCUACCCCGAGUCGGCCAUUGAGAAGAGGUUGGACCCCUAUACUGGUGUUACAUUUAUUGCUUCGCAAGAGACUGGCAAAGUGGUUGAGUGGACAUCGGAAAAGAAUUACCACUUUCGACUAUCUGCCUUCAAAGAUCAGCUUCUCGAGUUCUACGAAAAGAAUCCCGAUUUUGUUGUGCCAUUGACUCGCAUGAAGGAUGUGGUCAAUGAAGUAUCUAGAGGCUUACAAGACCUUUCGAUAUCUCGUCCCUCCGAUCGUCUGAGCUGGGGUAUUCGAGUUCCAGAUGAUGAAAGUCAGACGAUAUAUGUGUGGCUCGAUGCACUAGUCAAUUAUAUUACAAAAGCUGGCUAUCCAUGGGCGCCAGGAAAAGAGACUGCAGGCGGAUGGCCUGCAGAUGUACAAGUCAUUGGAAAGGAUAUUGUUCGAUUUCACUGCAUAUAUUGGCCAGCAUUUCUCCUCGCAUUAAAUUUACAACCACCAAAGCAAAUCAUGGCGCAUGCCCACUGGACAAUGGACAAUCAAAAGAUGUCCAAGUCAGUAGGGAACGUAGUCAACCCAUUCUUUGCCAUAGAUCGAUUUGGCGUCGAUGCGAUGCGAUACUACCUUAUUCACGAUGGUGGAAUCAAGGAGGACUCUAGCUACGGUAAUGAACAUAUCGUCGAAAGAUAUAAGAAGGGGUUACAGAAAGGUCUAGGUAACCUUGUCAGUCGUUUGACCAGACCAAAAGUAUGGAAUGUUCGUUCUUGCGUGGAAGCUGCACAUUCUGGAGGAUUGCCCAAUCCAAACAUUUCUACCUUUCAACAGAUAGAUUUAUUGAACAAUGUUCGCCCCAAAGCUAACGACAAAAUGCAAGAGCUAAACCCAGGAGCAGCUCUGCAUGUUAUUAUGGAUAUAGUAUUUGAAACUAAUAAAUACCUACAAGACGAAGCUCCCUGGAACCUCGCAAAAUCCGAAGAUCCAGAAGCUAAGGAACGGCUCAUAAGCGCCGUAUACCACGCCGCCGAAGCAGUGCGCAUCGUUGGGAUUCUUCUCCAACCAUACAUGCCGGAGAAAGCAUCUCUAUUACUUGACAUGAUAGGCGUUCUAGCAGAGCGCCGAACGUAUGAGUAUGCGAUAAGAGGCGCCGAUCCUUCUUACGGUGAUGCUCAGAUUCCGCUGGGCAGAUGUGCGUGGGAUGCACUAUUUCCUCCUUUGGCAGUCGAGACAUGA
This is a messenger RNA of Sclerotinia borealis F-4128, 1743 nucleotides long. The record is from the annotation of a GenBank genome assembly. Lineage: Eukaryota; Fungi; Ascomycota; Leotiomycetes; Helotiales; Sclerotiniaceae.